GUCAAAGAAACUGAAUAAAUGAGGAAAAGCAGUUUAGGAUGUAAAUCACAGGAAGAACUCUGGUGUGUAACUAGAGGAAAUCUGUUAAUUAAAUACGCAUUAAGGAAGAAUUUCAGCUGCAGGGAACAAACUCUUUUGCAGUUCAUUGUUUUAACAAGUUGUUGCAGUAGAAGUGCGUGGAUCUGGGAGUGUGUAGGCAGGAAUGAAGCGUCUGAUGCGCGGAAGGAAAAAGCCUCAGGGGUCGUGUUCUUAUUGGCUAGGGACAAACUUCAGGACCAUCUGAUUGGCCCCACACUGGAUUCCUGGGGUUUGAUGGACAAUAGAAGACGAGGGAAGGUUUACAGGUUUCCACACAGAGCAGACGGGACGGGGCUGGGGAGAGGAGCGCACCUUUUGCGCAGUGUUCCUUCAAGUCUCUCAUGCACAUCGUCGAGUUUGUGGAUGUUUAUAUGACUCUCUGUGAACUUUCGGAUCAAUCCUAGAUGGAGUCAGAACUCGUGUAGUCGUUUAAAAGCGUCUCCACACCCCUGCGUUAUCAGUAAGAUCAGAGGAACAUGCUCCUUCCUGCGCUCCUGAGCGUCUGGACUCUGCUCAGGCUCGGUUUGGGUUGCCAGCUCCCCACCGAGUGGCGACCCCUGAGUGAGGGAUGUCGCGCAGAGCUCGCUGAGAUCAUCGUGUACGCCAAGGUGCUGGCUCUUUACCGGGAGCCGUACUACCCGCUGAGCGCGCGCUACACCGCCGGCCACCCGUACGAGUACGAGCGCGCGGGGGCGGAGAGCGCGGAGGCGCUGCUCUACACGGCGGAAGUGGAGAUGCUGUGUGAUCAGGCGUGGGGCAGCAUGCUGGAGGUUCCCGCGGGCUCGCGCCUCAACGUCACCGGCCUCGGAUACCUGUCCUGCCAGUCACACACGGUGAUGGAGAACUACUCCUACAUCUUCUUCCUCAGGAUGGAUGAAAAUUAUAACCUCCUUCCGCACAGUGUUAACUACCAGGAGGCCAUCUUCCCUGACACUCAGGAGAACCGGCGCAUGUUCUCCAGCCUGUUCCAGUUCUCCAACUGCUCCAGCGAACACACACUCCACAGCUUCAGUCCUGACUGGGAGCACCAGGAAGAUCACAGGUUGCUGUGCUCGUCCGUGCAGCAGGUGCUGUUUGAGGAGGAGGAGCGUGCGGGCCGUCUACAGGAACACAUCACUGAACUGGAGAAGAAGAACCAGAAGCUGAAAGAUCGUGUCGGGAAGCUGAAGCGUUCAUUGCGCAAAGUGCGUAAAACGAGCCGCCGUUACGCACGCGAGCUACAAGAGCUCCAACAGCGCAUGAGCACCAACAAGAAGAACUCUGAACAUCACCUCAACUCCAUCACGCCUCCACAUAGGCUGUCACGCCACAGAUACACACACACACUGUGAACACACACACAUCAACAAGAUUUGGACUUGACACUGCUGGACAGUAUCUUCUUUUAAAGUACAAUACAGAGAGUGCAAAAGUUUGCACACCCUUAGGAUGGAAUAAAGACAAAUAUUCAUUCAUUCAUUCAUCUUCAGUAAGCCCUUUAUCGUCAUCAGGUCUGUGGUGGAUCUGGAGCCUUUAUCAGGAACACUAGAUGUACACGACGCCAGUUCAUCACAGGGCACCAUACACACUUCUUAGCCAACUGACCACAAAGCAUGUUUUUUGGGAGGUGGGAGGAAACCAGAGAACCUGGAGGAAACUUAUGCAAUCAUGGAGAGAACAAGAGAAACUCCACAUGGACAGCAACCCAAGUUCAGGAACUAACCAGGAACCCUGGAGCUGUGAGGCGGCAAUGCGACACACUUCCAUUCUGUUUAUUACUGCAAGAAAAAAAAACAGGCAAAUCAUGUACAUUAAGACAGUAACAGUGAAAAAUGCUAAAUAUACUUUUUACAUGAUUACUGGACACCUGGAACUGGCAAAUUACUUCCAUAUUUUUUGUAUAAUUUUGGAAAGUAUUGUUAAUUAAUUGUACACAUUUUUCCAUCCAGAAACUGGGGAAUGCAAACUUUUGCUCUCAAUCGUUAAUAUCUUCACCCUCGCCUCCUUUUUCCUCCAUGAGCUUUCUUAUUUUUCCUGUUUUGUUUUUUGUGAAUGUUUAUUUUAACCCUUAUAAAGAUAAAAUGGAAAAAGUAGAAAACACAUGACGGAUUAUUUCUGAUUUUAGCAUUUUUUCUCAAUCAGUGAGCACAAAGAUGAUUUUAAAAUGUAGAGGAGAUAUCUUUGCCAAUAUUUAGAUAUCUACAGGUUUUUUAAUGUUUUUAAGACAAGAACUUAGAAAGGAAGAGCAUUGUUGUCAUACAUAACUUAAUAUUAAAUGUAAGAUUUUUUAAAAAUUAUAUAUUUAGGAACCAAAUCAAAACGAACCAGGAUUAAAACAGACCAUUAACAGUUUAGGUCUUAAAAGACCCAGCCAGUAAGGGAUGUCUUGGGUCAGUAGGUGUUCACUGCAGACCUGUGUGAACAUGAACCUUAUCUUACCUAUGCUAUCCGAUAUGGAGUGGAAAGCAUAGGUGCAGGAAAGAGGGGAAUACUGCAGGGGCAGCCCCAGUGUUGCCAAUUUAGAGACUGUCACUAGAUUUUGUGACUAUUUAGACUCCUUUUGUGACUGUAUUUCAAAAAAAAAAAGAGCCUAGUGACAAAUCUAGCAACUUUUUGAGCAAAUGUUAGUAAUUGUCCUGCACUCAGUAUGGCUCGCCAGCUCACAUCAGGUUCCCAUUAGUGCAGGUUCACUCGACUCACCACCAGUGUGUAAAGCCUGAAGGAGUUGCGCAUGUGCAAGCCAGUGUUCCCAGUGACCAAUCACUGAUCACCACUGUUCCCAUCAACCCAUCACCGAUCACCACUGUUCCCAUCAACCCAUCACUCAUCACCACUGUUCCCAUCAACCCAUCACUCAUCACCACUGUUCCCAUCAACCCAUCACUCAUCACCACUGUUCCCAUCAACCCAUCACUGAUCACCACUGUUCCCAUCAACCCAUCACUCAUCACCAUUGUUCCCAUCAACCCAUCACUGAUCACCACUGUUCCCAUCAACCCAUCACUGAUCACUACUGUUCCCAUCAACCCAUCACUCAUCACCACUGUUCCCAUCAACCCCCACUUUUUAAAAACUGUUUUUAUUAUCAUCUAGUCUAAGUGUCUUCAGAAAAGCUUUCUUCUUUAUAUACCCUAAUUUGUAAUUCGAGAUACAAAACGAUUAUGAUGAAGCUAUGAAGAUGCGAAUGAGUGACGUCAUCUGGAGACUUCUAGGAGACUUUUUGAGAGUGCUUUGGCAACUGUGCAAGUUAAAAAGGUACUAACUGGUUAAAACAAAUAUGUAUUUUUAAAAAUAGAUACAUUUAAUUACUUAUUGAGUAAAAUAAUUGAGGAAAUGCAUUAUUGGAACAAUUAUCUUGGAUAAUCAAGGACGCUUGUGCAGAGAAGCCACCCAAACAUUUGGCAACAUGCAGAAAACAUGGCGAAUAACAACAAACAGGAGAGAAGUGUGGAUGUGUUCAGUGCAUUUUUAAGUUUGUGCCCGGUAACUGCACGUAAGCUCUGGGAUUAGUGAUAACACUGCCGCUGUGCAGUUAAUGUUUAAACUGUAUCUGUGUACACGCAUCGAAUAGGCCUGUGUUA
Pangasianodon hypophthalmus (striped catfish) is the source of this 3638-nucleotide messenger RNA. It is a transcript of the gene ccdc3a, whose product is annotated as coiled-coil domain containing 3a. Lineage: Eukaryota; Metazoa; Chordata; Actinopteri; Siluriformes; Pangasiidae. Gene Ontology annotation, biological process: negative regulation of gene expression. The record is from RefSeq and is a predicted model, not a curated record. The transcript is spliced from 3 exons. The coding region runs from base 555 to 1409 and encodes 284 amino acids. Gene Ontology annotation, cellular component: extracellular region.